This is a messenger RNA of Psylliodes chrysocephalus, 423 nucleotides long. The record is from the annotation of a GenBank genome assembly. NCBI's taxonomy places the organism in Eukaryota, Metazoa, Arthropoda, Insecta, Coleoptera, Chrysomelidae.
AUGAAAGACCAUGAUGCUGUAAAUACCAACCCAAAACUUAUGAAGCAUUUAAGAAAUUUGUGGGAGAGACGCAAAGAAUGGGCGUUAGGUUUUCGACGAUUUACGGUAAAUAGAGGACACAAUACAAAUAAUUAUUGCGAGGCUUCUAUACAAAUUUUUAAAGAUAUCGUCCUUCAGAGGUGUAAAGCCUUCAAUAUGUGUGCUUUGGCAGAUUUUAUGCUUAAGACAUUUGAAAUAUAUCACAGAAAAAGACUGCUACAUUUUGCUAAUUCGAGAUCCCGAAAAAUGACACUGGACUCUCAGAAAUUUUUUGAAAAAUCCAAAAAUAUAACAGAAGUCAUACAGGUUGAUGAAAAAAUAUUUAAAGUUCAGAGCGAACAAACAUUAGAGUACUACGUAGUUGAUAGUCUACAAAAUAAAUGA